Messenger RNA from Lithohypha guttulata, 1362 nucleotides. RefSeq lists its product as uncharacterized. Gene Ontology annotation, molecular function: fatty acyl-CoA hydrolase activity. The transcript is spliced from 2 exons. The record is from RefSeq and is a predicted model, not a curated record. Bases 1 to 1362 code for a protein of 453 amino acids. Gene Ontology annotation, cellular component: mitochondrion. Gene Ontology annotation, biological process: acyl-CoA metabolic process. NCBI's taxonomy places the organism in Eukaryota, Fungi, Ascomycota, Eurotiomycetes, Chaetothyriales, Trichomeriaceae.
AUGGCUGCUCGUAGGUGCGCGCACUUACUUCAGCAGAACAUCAAACAGCACAGACUAUGGACUGGGCCGUACCAUCUUGAGGGCUUGCGCGCUUUCUCGUCGUUACCUCCACGAUGCACGGAUGGAGUCUACAAAGAGCUCACCGCUAUGCGCGUACGGAAGCCUUGGAUCGAGGCCUUUCGGGAAAGUCAGAAGCUCGAGAAAGAUAGCACACAGAAAGAACAUCCAAGGCCUGACACCACGCCAAAGAGCAUGAGAGACAGCUAUGUUCGGGUAAUUCUACCAUUAGCCCAGGAUCCAUGGAUGCUAGACACUUAUGCCAACGCAAGUGGACAGCUUCGAACCGGUGCCUUGCUUAUGGAUCUAGAUGCUCUUGCUGGCGUUGUGGCAUACAGACACACUGGCGAAGGUGUUUCGACUGUCACAGCCGCUUUCGACCGCAUUUCGAUCCAGAAUCCAUUGCAUGAGAUUUGCGACCUUGAGCUCAGCGGGCAGGUCACCUUUGCAACUGGCCGUAGCAGUAUGGAGGUCACUUUACAAGUCGCCAAAGCUCCACAACAAGGUCAAAGCGUGGCUUCACAAGACAUUUUUAUGACAUGCCAGAUCACAAUGGUUGCUCUGGACCCGCUAACAAAGAAGCCAGUCAAUAUUGCGCCCCUUAAACUCGAGACACAAGCCGACAGAGCCUUGUUUGCGCAAGGAGAAAAGAACUACCAGAACAAGAAGAAGUUAAAGUCCUUACACAUCACCUCAAAGCCACCUGAUCUUGAAGAGAGUGCAGAGAUUCAUAAAAUGUGGACAGACUCACUGGCAUUCGCUGACAGCAAUAACCCAGCAGUACAACCCGCGAAUGUCAUCUCCAUGGCUAAGUCUACAAUACACUCAACGUCUAUAUCCCAGCCCCAGUACCGCAACAGACAUCAUUUUAUGGUGUUCGGCGGAUACCUACUGAAGCAGACGUUCGAGUUGGCUUUCACAUGCGCCAGUGCCUUCUCCCAUAGUCGCGUACAAUUUGUGAACCUCGAUCCUUCUACAUUUGAAGAGCCUGUACCAGUCGGCAGUGUCCUCUACCUAGCCUCUCGUGUGACAUAUACGGAGGAGGACAAGAAUGGCGGCACAAGGAUACAGGUCAUGGUGACCACACAUGUGCGUACAGUCGAGCAUGCAGAUCGUAGAAGUACUGGCACUUUCUUCUAUACCUUUCAUACCGACGCAGACGUCAAGGUUCUGCCUCAGACAUAUUCAGAGUUCAUGAUGUGGGUUCAGGGUCGACGUCGGGCGAAGAGGCUAGAAGCUGCUUUGGAUGCUGACGGUCGAGAGCAACUGCAAGCAAUUAAUGCUGGUAGUAAUGUCACAGAGUGA